UGGAGACAACAUGGCUGCCUCGGACAUCCCCGCGGACUAGUGUAGUAGUUUUUGUGGCGUAGUUAGCAGCGUGUGAACGGACGUGUUCAGUGUUUCUCCGCUGUGGUGAUUUACAGAGAGGAAUAAACAGCAAAUGAAGUUCUGAAAAAAAUAAAAACAAAGAGACUCGUCCUGUUGUCAGCGUGCUACGUCUGACCGGCGGCGCGCGUGUGUGAAGCUGCUGACGGCUGACAUCAUGUUUGUGUUGGUGGAGAUGGUCGACACUGUCAGGAUUUCUCCGUGGAAUUUCCACAGAAAACUCAACGAGGCCAUAGCCGAGGAGCUCAACAAGAAACUGGCCAAUAAGGUGGUUUACAACAUUGGCCUCUGCAUCUGCUUGUACGACGUCACUAAACUGGAUGAUUCCUACAUAUUCCCUGGAGACGGAGCCUCACACACCAAAGUUAAUUUCAGGUAUGUGGUUUUUCACCCUUUCCUCGACGAGAUCCUGGUCGGCAAGAUCAAGUAUUGCAGUCAGGAGGGAGUUCAUGUGACAAUGGGCUUCUUUGAUGACAUCCUCAUUCCACCGGAGUCUCUACAACAGCCUGCAAAGUUUGACGAAGCAGAGCAAGUUUGGCUCUGGGAGUAUGAGACGGAUGAAGGGGCUCAUGACCUCUACAUGGACCAGGGAGAGGAGAUCCGUUUCCGGGUGACAGACGAGGUCUUUGUGGAUACUUCACCAACGGGCCCGACUGCAGCAGCGACAGACACACCGGCUCAACCGGGUCAGUCGACAGAACAGCCAGCGGAGGAGAGCAGGGAGAAGAAGGAAGCGCCGUACACUCUGAUUGGGACCAUCUGUGAGCCGGGGCUAGGGCUACUGUCCUGGUGGAACAGUUAGCCCUGCAGCAGAUCUCCUUGUUAGGAGCAGGUCCACCCGAAGGAUGAGGCACAGUCGUCGGGCUGGUCGAUGGGACGGUGGGCUGGAGACACAGAACCUUGUUUUUUGAGAGACUCGAGACUGAUCGUUUGGUAAACGAUGUUCUCAAAACAUCAACUUGUAAAACAAACUCCAUGCUGUAUGUGAAGAAAAGACUGAAGUACUUGAACUUGGUGGAUUUCAUGUGAGAUUUUGACCCCAGCUAUUUUUAUUUAAAUAAAAUUGAAUGCAUUGUGACAUGUUACUCAAAGACAUGCACAACUUCAGAUUAUUAUGGAUCAGUAGGUGCAAUUUAAAGGUCCAGUGUGUAAAAUUUAGUUGACAACUUGUUGAUUUGGUACUUUUUGAGCAAUCACCUGAUUGUGUGAAUUAUUAUUCAUUAUCUACUCCAGAAUGAGCCUUUUAUAUUUAUAUCAGGAGCCAAGCCAGCUUUACCGAGGUCACCAUGGGCCACCAUGUCUUUGCAGUAGCCCACGAUGGACAAACUAAUUCCUUCUGAGUGAAGGCUACAUAGGUUUUUCAACACACUUUGAAGAGAAAAGUGAGGUGUAGAAUAUUCAUCUCCAAUAGAUUACAUACUGUACCUUUUAAUGCUUUAAUCCCUAAUGACAUGAUAACUUGCAUAAAGACACUGAGUAUGAAGGUGAGAAGACGUUGAUAUUUUGUUAGAAACUACCUGUUGGUCAGAUCGCUAAUGCGUCAUCAAGACUAUAUAGAAUAUAGCAUGAUAACAAUGUAUUUGUAUUGUAAAUGCUACGUCUGACCCAAAUACACGUGCACACAACCUCA
This is a messenger RNA of Solea solea (common sole), 1708 nucleotides long. RefSeq names its product polymerase (RNA) III (DNA directed) polypeptide H (gene polr3h). Lineage: Eukaryota; Metazoa; Chordata; Actinopteri; Pleuronectiformes; Soleidae. Gene Ontology annotation, cellular component: RNA polymerase III complex. The record is from RefSeq and is a predicted model, not a curated record. Bases 236 to 880 code for a protein of 214 amino acids. The transcript is spliced from 6 exons. Gene Ontology annotation, biological process: DNA-templated transcription; transcription initiation at RNA polymerase III promoter. Gene Ontology annotation, molecular function: DNA binding; DNA-directed RNA polymerase activity.